GUUCACGACGUCAAGAUUCUUGUGUUGGACUUCGGACUCAGCUCCCUCUCACGAUGUUGAACAGUAUCUCAAUACCGGCCGCAUAGAUGCUGUGGCCUCCUACGCCGGCGCAAUGCGCACGAGGCUAUAUCAGAACUUCGCAAAAGUUCAGGUUACGCCCACAAUUUGCUUCGAGAGCGGCCGCCCUCCUACGACGACAUUAUGCCUCCGACGUUGACCGCUCCGUCAAUACUUCUGCUGCCGAUCGAAAGUCACUCGCGCGGGUCGCGAGUCCCAGAUAUAAUGAGAUCGGUAUACAACAAUUGAGCGACUCCCUUCAUCCCCAAGUCUUCCCUUCUGGGGCCACGCGACCUCGCCCAGAGCUGGUGGAAUUGUCCAAGGACCAUCUCCGUCGGCAUGAUCUCUUGGGAAAAAAUCAGGACAAUACCCCCGCCAUUGGCUUGGAUGCGCCCCCGGUCAUAGGGAGCAGUUUGGACGAGCACUUCACCAAACUGGGCCUCGACGCCGCCGAGCCGUACCUAUCGUACGGCAAGGCAUUUGUGCGAGCAAACACCCCCCAGAGGCCACGGAAAUGGGUAAUCAAAAGCGGCUGGACAAAAUAUAACGCGGACAUGACGACAGAAGAGGUGGAUGCGCCAGAUGACACCAUGCUAUCUUUCGACGUUGAAACCAUGUGGAGAGAAUCACCCUUCGCUGUCAUGGCCACUGCUGCCAGUCCUACAGCUUGGUAUGCUUGGAUAUCACCCUGGCUUCUGGGGGAAACAGCGAAUCCAAGGCAAUUGAUACCCUUGGGUGACCCAAGCAAACCCCGGAUCGUCGUUGGACACAACAUUGGGUACGACCGUGCGAGAGUUAAGGAAGAGUACGACUUGAAGCAGUCACGGAAUUUCUUUAUCGACACUAUGUCGCUGCAUGUCGCUGUCAACGGUAUGUGUUCUAGGCAGCGGCCAACCUGGAUGAAGCACAAGAAGAACAGGGAUUUGCGGGAUAAAAUGUCAAGCGAACACAACUCCGUCGAGCUUCAGAGGAUGCUUGAGAGUAAGAUGUUGAGUGAGGAAGAGGAGGAACUUUGGGUUGGCAGAAGCUCCAUCAAUUCGUUGCGGGAUGUGGCCAAGUUCCAUACGGGUAUUACAAUUGACAAGAGUCAAAGGGACUAUUUUGGCGAACUGGAUCGAGAAGGCAUCCUCCAGCGAAUCGAAGAACUGCUCGACUACUGCGCCGCCGAUGUGGCCAUCACACACAAAGUCUUCCAGAAAGUCUUCCCCAAUUUUCUCGAAACCUGUCCACACCCUGUCAGCUUUGCCGCACUACGCCAUUUAUCGACCGUCAUCCUGCCUGUUGACAAGUCCUGGGAUGAAUACAUCGAUCGAGCCGAGAAGACAUACCUCCAGAGACUCAAAGAUGUCGAGCAGCGACUUUUACAGCUAUCAGAUGCCGCUUUGGAAAACAAGGAUAAGCCGGAGGUCUAUAAUAACGAUCCGUGGUUGAAUCAGCUGGACUGGUCGGGUCAAGAGAUCAAAUACAAGAAAGCCAAGAAGAAAGGCGAGGAACCUGUCCCCGUCGCUCGGCAAAAGAAACCUGGCGCUCCUAACUGGUAUCGAGAUUUAUUCGCCUCCAACACGUCCCCAAUAAACUUGACAGUGCGAACAAGAAUUGCCCCGCUGUUAUUGAAGCUGUCUUGGGAUGGCUACCCUUUGGUAUGGUCUGACCAACAUGGUUGGACUUUCCGUGUCCCGAACCAGGAUGCCGGGAAAUAUGAGCACAGCAACGUUGUCAGCUGCGACAUGUCAGAAGAGACGAAUCUCAGGCUGAAGUCGGACUUCCAGCAUACGUACUUCAAGCUUCCCCACAAGGACGGACCAGCAGCACGUUGUGCGUCACCACUGGCCAAGGGCUACUUGCAGUAUUUUGAACAGGGCACCCUGUCCUCGAAAUUCACCCUGGCGAAAGAAGCUCUGGAGAUGAAUGCCUCCUGCUCAUACUGGAUCUCGGCCCGGGAUAGGAUCACUUCUCAGUUGGUGGUCAGAGAAGCCGAUCGAGAUCCCAGUCUGGCCGGAAAGUCCGAUCAGGGAUUUAUUCUUCCUCAGAUUAUCCCCAUGGGUACCAUAACCCGACGUGCUGUGGAGAAUACGUGGCUCACAGCCUCAAAUGCCAAAGCAAACCGAGUGGGAUCGGAACUCAAGGCAAUGGUCAAGGCACCGCCCGGAUACUGCUUUGUCGGCGCCGACGUCGACAGCCAGGAACUUUGGAUUGCCUCAGUUGUGGGUGAUGCCCAGUUUCAGCUACAUGGCGGAAAUGCAAUCGGCUUCAUGACUCUGGAAGGUACCAAGGCCGCUGGAACGGAUCUACAUUCCAAGACCGCAAAGAUUCUGGGCAUCUCUCGAAACGAUGCCAAAGUGUUCAACUAUGGUCGUAUCUACGGCGCCGGCGUCAAAUUCGCAGCAACCCUCCUGCGGCAAUUCAACCCUUCUCUGUCGGAACAGCAAACUAAUGACAUUGCGACGAAACUCUACAAAGAAACGAAAGGCACGCGUACAAGGCGCAAGAUGUUCGGCAAUGGCAGCUUCUGGCGAGGAGGCACCGAAUCAUUUGUCUUCAACAAACUCGAAGAAUUCGCCGAGCAGGAGCGUCCGCGCACUCCAGUGCUGGGAGCGGGAAUUACCGAGGCCCUCAUGCGGAGAUUCAUCAAUCAAGGCUCAUUCAUGACUUCUCGCAUCAAUUGGGCCAUUCAAUCCUCCGGCGUCGACUACCUCCAUCUGCUAAUAGUCAGCAUGGACUACCUAAUCCGGCGGUUCAACCUGGAUGCUCGCCUCGCGAUCACCGUACACGACGAAAUCCGAUACCUCGUCAAACAUGAGGACCGAUAUAGAGCUGCGAUGGCCUUGCAAAUCAGUAAUCUGUGGACACGGGCCAUGUUCUCCCAACAAAUCGGCAUCGAAGACCUUCCGCAGUCUUGUGCAUUCUUCUCAGCAGUGGACAUCGACCACGUUCUCCGCAAGGAAGUCGAUAUGGACUGCGUAACACCCAGCCACCCAGAGAAGAUCCCCCACGGGGAGAGUCUAGACAUCAACCAGUUGCUUGACAAGGGGCAAGAGGCAUAUCUGAACCCAGCCAUCGCGCCGAAAGAUGGACCGAUCGAUCUGGACCGAUAUGCCUACACGCCAAGACAAAGUGUCAUGUCGAGUCUGAACAGUUCGGGCGACACUGCUUACAUCAAGGCGCAGAUCACAAGCGACGAAAAAGAGUUGAAGGCCAUUAUCCGGGAAGCGGAGAACGAGGCGUCAUCUCGAUCGGCGUCAGAAGCUUCUCCAGCCGCCACGCCCAAGGGCUCGACCGGAUCUCGAUCUGCCUCUGGCUCUGGCUCAGGCACUCCGGGGCUGCCGCGGGGAAGACGCCCGAAACCAAAGGUCCCCAUCCCUCCGCACGCGCAGCCGCAGCGCGCAAUGCUGAUGGAGGUCGAGGACCGGUGGGACAUGGGAUACAAAAAGGCAUUUGGCCACGCCGGCCACGGUGGUAGCGCCGGCGGGGGCGUGCACAAGCCGUGGUUAACAGAGAAGAAGGCGCCGCCGGAGUGGUCGAGUCAGUGGGCAAGCGACGGAUGGGAGGUGUGAGACGGUGAGAUCAUGAGAUGUUCUUGUUCUUAAAUGAGACGGAAUCGUGUCUUUGUUUCCCGCCCAUCGUACGAAUGAUUACACGUUUGAUACACAUGUAGGUACUACGGUCGAGAUGCGCGGACGGCUCCCUGUCCUAUGGAUUCGGGGUUAUAUGGUAUGUACCGAGUACCUGUACUUUAUCUUGCAUGCAAAGUUCGGGGGCGCCAUGGAAAAGACCGUCGAUCAUGCGGCGGAUGUAUAAAAGAAAAGAGAGGAAAGGAGAGGAGAGGAGAUAAUAUGGCCUGUAAAAAUCCUUGAAAGAGGGCACUGUGUUGAGCUCUAUACUCUGAAUAGUGAAUACCUGCUUGAUCGUUUAUUUAUCUGUAGUAUCUAUACCUACCUCUUGUCAAUUGUGACAGUCAACGGCGA
Molecule: messenger RNA, 4022 nt
Organism: Cladophialophora immunda
Lineage: Eukaryota; Fungi; Ascomycota; Eurotiomycetes; Chaetothyriales; Herpotrichiellaceae
Exons: 1
Coding region: 87-3611 (1174 amino acids)
Biological process (GO): mitochondrial DNA replication
Cellular component (GO): mitochondrion; gamma DNA polymerase complex
Molecular function (GO): DNA binding; 3'-5' exonuclease activity; DNA-directed DNA polymerase activity
Source: RefSeq, a predicted model, not a curated record